Molecule: messenger RNA, 4209 nt
Organism: Gavialis gangeticus (Gharial)
Lineage: Eukaryota; Metazoa; Chordata; Crocodylia; Gavialidae
Product: KIAA0930 ortholog
Exons: 10
Coding region: 38-1318 (426 amino acids)
Source: RefSeq, a predicted model, not a curated record
CGAGACUGCCUGCGAUGCGCCGGCUGGCGGCGGCGGCAUGGCAUCGGGCAAGCCUGUCGGCCGGGCCGGGCAGCGUGAGGAGGAGGAAGACGGCGCGGACCUGGACCGCUCCCUGCAGCUCAUGCUGCGGGCGAUAGUGGAGGAGCGGAACCGCAGCAACCUCCGCCAGGAGAUCAGCGGCCUGGGAUUUUUCAAAGAUGACCGUAUUGUGUUUUGGACUUGGAUGUUUUCUACUUAUUUUAUGGAAAAACUGGCCCCCAGGCAAGAUGAUAUGCUCUUUUACGUCCGCCGAAAGCUGUCUUAUGUUAGUGGUGAUACAACAGAGGAGAAGAAGCAGGUCGAAGUUGAAGUUUAUCGUAGGGAUUCCAAGAAGCUUCCUGGUCUGGGUGACCCUGACAUUGAUUGGGAAGAGAGUGUCUACUUGAAUCUCAUCCUGCAGAAGUUGGAUUACAUAGUAACCUGUGCUGUGUGCACUCGCUCAGAUGGAGGGGAUAUUCAUAUUCACAAAAAGAAAUCUCAGCAAGUGUUUGCAUCUCCCAGCAAACACCCAAUGGACAGCAAAGGAGAGGAAUCAAAGAUCAGCUACCCCAAUAUAUUCUUCAUGAUCGACAAUUUUGAAGAGGUGUUCAGUGACAUGACUGUCGGGGAAGGAGAAAUGGUCUGCGUGGAGCUGGUAGCCAGUGACAAAAACAACACCUUUCAAGGAGUGAUCUUUCAAGGAUCCAUCCGCUAUGAAGCACUUAAGAAGGUCUAUGAUAAUAGGGUGAGCGUUGCUGCUAAAAUGGCUCAAAGGAUGUCAUUCGGCUUUUAUAAGUAUAAUAAUAUGGAAUUUGUUAGAAUGAAGGGGCCACAGGGUAAAGGACAUGCGGAGAUGGCUGUAAGUCGAGUUUCAACUGGUGACACUUCUCCAUAUGGAACAGAAGAAGAUUCAAACCCAGGAUCCCCUUUGCAUGAGAGAGUUACUUCCUUCAGCACUCCACCAACCCCAGAACGCAACAAUCGCCCAUCCUUUUUCUCCCCGUCACUCAAGAGAAAAGUGCCCCGAAAUCGAAUUGCUGAAAUGAAAAAAUCCCAUUCGGCAAAUGACAGCGAGGAAUUCUUCAGAGAUGAUGAUGGUGGAGAUCUGCACAAUGCAACUAAUCUAAGGUCGCGGUCCUUAUCGGGAACAGGACGGUCCCUGGUUGGCUCGUGGCUGAAGUUAAACAGAACAGAUGAAAACUUUCUACUCUAUGCACAUUUAACCUACGUCACUUUGCCACUGCAUCGAAUUUUAACAGAUAUUGUGGAAGUGCGGCAGAAACCGAUCCUGAUGACAUAGCAGAGAGCUGGGCACUGCCUUGGAACCUUGCUGCCAAGUGCCUACCCGCAGUGUUUUUUCUGUGACAACACUACCAUCUAGUGUCAGGAACCUAGACCUACACAGAAAAAGGGAAGUCAAAGAAUACCAGCCAAUCAAAAAGUGCCUCUUUCUUCCUUCCUCUGCUGUCGUGUACCGUAUGCACACUGACAGUACAUCUCACUAGUAUUCUGACUAGAAGAGGACUUUCACAAACAAAACCAGAAGGGGCUGCAUUUAAAAAGAAUCAAUGCUUUAUGAACAAUUUGUUACCAUGUUUACUGUAUAAUUAAGAAACCAACAACAUGUACAGAAUGUGUUGAACUUUAUAUUCUUUGAGAAGCAACUUUAGGAUUUCAUAAAGGUGUACCAAUGAACUUUGUUCCAUAGACUAUUGUCCAUGCACUACUUGUUAUAAUGGCUGUGUGUGUUGGGGCCAAAGGGAUAAUAAUGUAGUUUACUACUGAGGAAGGUUAAGGCAAAAGAUGCUACAAAUAUCAUUGCCAUGUGGUAUGUGCAGUAGGUCAGGGUGGAACUAAACGGAUGUUUCUCUUGGUGUGUAUCCUUGAGGACUAAGAUAAGUUGGUUUUGAGGAUGUUUUCCCUAUCUACCAAAGAACAGUGAAGAUUUCAGCUUCUAGGAUAGUCUAAGGGAAUGAACCAAUACGAGAAAGGUGAAAGAUGUUGCCAUAUACUGCCACUAAUAUCAGGUUCCUAAGAAAAAAAUCUGAGUUUUAAUGUAAGAUGAGAAACAGGAUUAAUUAACUAGACUCUAGUACCAGAAAAUCCUACAAACUACCACUCUUCCUCUGCAUACACAGGAAGCUAAAGUAAUUGGAAUUGUCCUAGUAGACGUAGGAAUAAUGAAGGAGGGCUUCAAGUUUUGAUCACAUUUUUGGCAAUUUUCCCAGAUUCUAAAUUUCAGUUAAAACCUGUGCUGGUUCACUGUACCAAAAGCACAAAGAUUUUUCUUUCAGGCGAACAUCAACAUUUCAGUGAAGUUCUAUUUUUCAAAAUAACUGCAAAUGGCAGUGGGAAGUUUUAUAAUUGUCCUUCAGUAGCUUUUAGGAAAAACCUGCUAUGUUUACAAAUAAAAUGCAGCUUUUUCUAAACAGAAGCCUUGUAAACUCCCUCUUAGAAUUUGAAAGCCAAAUGAGUAAAUAUCCUGCAAUCAAAGCUUAGUCAACAAGUCUGAUGUGGGACUCAGGCUUCUCCCAGAAUACUGCAGAACUAGUAUUGCAGACAGAAUGAGGAAAAAGUAGUUUCACUCAAGAAAGCAGGGAAGACUCUCUCAGCUGCACCUAUAGAGGUAAAUUGAAAGACUAGAUGCUAUUUUAGUUGCAUUUCAUAAUAGAAUCAUAUUAAGCUCUACAUUGGCACUGCAGCUACCAACAUGGCAUGCGCUUAAAGCUGGCAUCUUUGUUUUCCCCUUAACCUUUCCUAAACUGCUUUGUUGUAAUUCUCUCAAUAGUCUCAGAUGAUUUAACUUCUCUGAUAUAACUGAUUUUUUUUUUUUUUUUUUCCCCUCCCAUCCCCCAGCCAGGUUGCAUGGAAAUAGGUUCAUUACAACUUUGAGGUAUACUGGGACUAAUUGCUCAGCCCAAUAUGGUUGGGUCUAUGUGAUAAGAAAUACUUACUGGUCUAUUUGUGGUUAUACUUCAGAGUUAAACUAGAAUAUGCAUUUUUGAGGCUAGAUAUGGAAGCAGUUAACUUGAUACAAAGUGAGGGUAUUUCUAACACUGGCAAUAUGAACACACUAUAGAGAGAUUGUAGAUCAAGUUCCAGUCUACCUUUUGGUAAAACAUUUCUGCAUUAAAUAAAGUUUGUACUGUUAGUAUUAACCAGUCUUAAACAGGCUGGAGACUGAUUUAGACUGUGUGUUACCUCAGUGCCUGUGUCAAGAAUGAAAUCACUUUUCAUCAAGACAGCCUCCUAAAAUGCUCCAUAUUCUGCACAUUCACACUGCUGGGCAAAGCAAAUCAGUGUUGUGUUUCUUUGAAUAUUUGGGGGGGAGGGAGAGGGAUAACAUUUUUACUUUGAGGCAAUUGAUACAUUUUAAAUCAAAUACUGAGAUAGAUGAAUAUUACAAAUAGAAAAGUUAUCCAGUUGGAAAUGUGACUUGUAGGCAGCAGUGCUGUGUAUAGCAGUGAUUUUAUUCCUGUGGGUUGAUGUUAUCAGCAUAGUAGGAGUAGGUAGCUUCAAUUCUGAUGGGCUAGAGACCCCAAAAAAGUCCCACUAAGUAUAUUUUUCAGCAUAAAUAGCAAACACAGCAUGAUACUAUAAUAGUCCAGGAAUGUAAAGGCAAUUCUACGAUAAGGCAGUACAAGUUCUAAAGCAUUAUACAAGACACUGUCUUCUCUAUUGUAUCCAAAGGAAGAGUGUUGGUAAUGUCUAGAUUUUCAAGGGCUGCUAUAUGAAAAUCCUAAAAAGAAGUCAACUAGUCCAUUUGAUAUCUUUUAUAUUGUGUUAGCUGAUGUGCUGUAGGCACUUGGAAUGACAACUGUCAAUUGCCUUUUUAUAAGUAGCAGAAAUGGGCUGUAAAUGCACCCAGAUGGACAUCUGUGGGAAAUAUCAAUCAGGAAGUCUGUUGAAUGUCAAUAGUGCUCUUAGGAAAUAGCUCCCUGUACUAGACUAAAAUAGCCCCUUCAAAAAUCUGCAAUAGAGAUCCAAGUACAGUUCUAAUUUGUCAUUUUCUACUGUUGAGUAAAAAACUAGUUUAAAUGUUGUAUGAAACAUUGCUUCAUAGUAUAUGAGGAUUUCUUACUUAAAUCCGUAGAACUGAAACUUGUAGUCCUCACCCAGACAGUCCUUGUGAGAUUAACUAGGCUCUUACCUAGGUGAGGAUGGUAUGGCUGGGCCCUUAGCAUAUUAUUG